AUGAAGAUAAAAACAAUCAGUAGAUCCUCAGACACAUAUGUCCCAGUAAGAAAUACCCAGGAAUCAUCCUUACCUCGUAAUUUAAACCCAGCAUUACAUCCAUUUGAACGUGCGCGUGAAUAUACCAAAGCCUUAACUGCCACCAAAAUGGAACGAAUGUUUGCGCAACCAUUUAUUGGACAAUUAGGAGAUGGUCAUAGGGAUGGUGUAUAUGUACUAGCUAAGAAUUUUGGUUCUACGAAUCAAAUGGCUAGUGGAUCAGGUGAUGGGGUUAUUAAAUAUUGGAAUUUGACAAGUAGAUUAGAAACGGUUAGUUUUAAAGCUCAUUAUGGUAUGGUUAGUGGAUUAUGUGUUACUCCUAAGGGGAAUACUAUGUUGAGUUGUGGUGAUGAUAAAACUAUUAAGUUAUGGUCUGUACAUAGUGAGGAAUUUGAUCAUACUAUUACUGAUGAUGAAGUUUAUACCAGUAAGAAACAAGGAUUAAUUAAAUCAUUUUUGGGAGAACAUGCAUUUAAAGGAAUAGAUCAUCAUCGUGAAGAUGAUUUAUUUGUUACUGGUGGUGCUACUAUUCAAUUAUGGGAUAUGAAUCGUUCUAAACAUAUAUCUGAUUUAUCUUGGGGUGCUGAUAAUAUAAAUACGGUAAAAUUUAAUCAAACUGAAACUAAUAUAAUUGCUUCAGCCGGAUCAGAUAAUUCGAUUGUUUUAUAUGAUAUUAGAACUAAUUCUCCAAUUCAAAAAGUUGUUACAUCAUUAAGAACAAAUUGUAUUAGUUGGAAUCCAAUGGAAGCAUUUAAUUUUGUUACUGGGAAUGAAGAUCAUAAUGGUUAUCUUUGGGAUAUGAGAAAUUUAAAUAAAUCAAUUAAUAUUUAUAAAGAUCAUGUUGCCGCUAUAAUGGAUAUUGAUUUUUCACCAACUGGUGAAGAAUUAGUUACUGGAUCUUAUGAUAAAACAAUUCGAAUUUUUAAAACUAGACUGGGACAUUCAAGAGAUAUUUAUCAUACAAAAAGAAUGCAAAGAAUUUUCAGUAUUAAAUUUAGUACUGAUUCAAGAUAUAUAUUAAGUGGAUCUGAUGAUACUAAUGUUAGAAUAUGGAGAACUAAUUCAAGUGAACGAUCUAAUAUUAAAUCAGCAAGACAAAGAUCUAAAUUAGAAUAUGAUAAUGCAUUAAAAGAAAGAUUUAAACAUAUGCCAGAAAUUAAACGUAUUUCCAGACAUAGACAUGUACCAAUUGUUGUUAAGAAAGCUCAAGAAAUUAAACGGAUUGAAAUUGAAAGUAUUAAGAAUAGAGAAGAUAAUGAAAGAAGACAUAGUAAAAAGGGUACUAAACCUUAUAUUCCUGAAAGACAAAAACAUGUUAGAGGAACUGCUCUUUAG
Molecule: messenger RNA, 1374 nt
Organism: Hemisphaericaspora subhashii
Lineage: Eukaryota; Fungi; Ascomycota; Pichiomycetes; Serinales; Debaryomycetaceae
Gene: SOF1
Product: rRNA-processing protein
Exons: 1
Coding region: 1-1374 (457 amino acids)
Biological process (GO): maturation of SSU-rRNA from tricistronic rRNA transcript (SSU-rRNA, 5.8S rRNA, LSU-rRNA)
Cellular component (GO): small-subunit processome; nucleolus
Molecular function (GO): protein binding
Source: RefSeq, a predicted model, not a curated record